AUGACAGUGCUCAGUGCUGGGAGUCCCCUGCUCAUGCUGAAGGGUUUUACUUCUCCUCAACUUGCCGUCCAAGUGGCAGUUGUGAUCUCCAAGAUUGCACGGGUGGACUACCCCAAAGCCUGGCCGGACCUCUUCCAAACGCUGCUGGCGCUCCUGUCUGAGGCCACCUCCAGGCACACAGAGCAGCGCACGCUGCUGGUCCUGCAUCAUGUGCUCAAGGAGCUGGCCUCCAAGCGGCUCCAGUCCGACCAGCGUGCCUUUGAGGCGGUGGCAGCCCUCCUAACUCGGCCCCCUGGCGUCCCGCUGACCCUGCGCUGCCCGUCCUACCGAGGCGCCAGCGCGGCCCUGACCCUGAACCUGUCGGCGCGGCGCCAGGUGGAGCAGCAGUCCUCCAUGGCGGCCGAGGUCCGAGCCGGGCUGGAGGAGUUCUGGGGCGCGGAGGACCGGCGCCCACGCCUCCUCCGCAGCCUGGUCCUGCGCUACAUCCCGCUGACCUCGGAGGACCUGGAGGAGUGGGCCGUGGGGCCGGAGGCCUUCCACCACGCCCUGAUGAACGUGGCCUGGGAGGAGAGCGUGCGCGGGUGCGCCGAGAACCUGGCCCUGGCCCUCUUCGAGGGGCACCGCAAGGAGCUGGCCCCCGUGGCCGUAGGGCUGCUGCACGCGGCCUGCGCCUCGCCCAACGUGCUGGAAAGGGAGGCGGCAUACCGACUGGUGGCCGUGGCUGCCGAGGAGCUGCACGGCGCGCUCGACUUCCCUGCCUGGCUCCACUCCACGCUGCUGCCGGAGGCACACGGCGCGAACCUGGCCGCGGCGCGGCCGUCGCCAAACCCCCUGCGCCGCGCGGCCUUGCUCCUGCCCGGCCACUGGCUGGGGGAGCUGAAGAGCGAGGACCGCAUGGCUCUGCACACCACCAUGCUGUGUGCACUGGGCAGGGAGUGCGACAUGGCCGUGCGUCUGGCGGCGCUGGUCACCCUGCGCGCCCUCGUGGACGACUGGAGCUUUGAACAUGCCGAAUACACGCCCUUUGUGGCCUCCAGCUUUGAGGCAGUGGGUGCCAUGCUCCAGGACGCGACCGAGCUGGACACACAGCUGCAGGCCUUCGACUACUUGAACACCCUGAUUGGCCGGCUGCGGGAAGGCGUCGCGCUGGGCACGCUGUCCCGCGUGCUGUGCGCGCUGGGCCUCGACUCCCCGGCCGUGCACCCGGCGCUGCUGCCGGCGCUCCACGCCGCGCUGGACCCCUCCGCCGACUGCGGCGUGUGCGAGGACGGGCUGCAGACCUGGCUGGUGGCGCUGCGGUGCAGCCCCGACCUGCCCGGCGGCGGCGCCUCGCCCCUGCUGAGCGACCUCUGGGCCCGGGCCUGGCCCUCCGCCAUGGACGGCAGCACGGAGCACGUGGCGGUGGGUUGCCGCAUCGCCACCUCCGCUCUGCUCCUGGGCGGGCCGAGCUUCCUGGCCCAGCACGGCGCGGGCCUGGCCGCCACGCUCGCCGCCUGGCUGGUCGGCGUGAACGACCGCGGCGCGGCACACGCCGCCCACACGCUGGCGCUGGCGUGCCAGACUGCGGCGCGCGGCCUCAUGCGCGUCUGGCUGGACCACCUGGACGCGGUUGGCCGCCCGGGGCAGCGCGUGCUGCACGCGCUGGGGCUGGCGGCCAUGCUGCCCGCACCCGUGCAGGGCCUGCUUGGGUGCCUGGGCGAGGUCACCGCGCACUACUCCGCGACGAGCUACAACGUGGUGUGGGCGGGGUCACCCUCAAGGGAGGGAGCGGCGCGGGACGCGCUCAGGCUGGACUUCCUGCCCCCACCCCCCGCGCACGACGAGGCCGAGGCGGUCGCCAGCGAGGAUGCGGUGGGGGAGGGGCGCCGGCGCGACGCGCUCUGGCAGGCCGACCCCGUGCACACGCUGAGCAUGCGGGGCUUCAUGAGGGAGCAGCUGGAGGCAGCGGCAGCAACGCACGGCAAGGCGGGGCUGCUCAAGGCCGCCGCCGACAUGGACCCCUCGAUGCAGAGCGAGCUGUGGAGCUUGGCCGAGGCCGAUGGCGACUAG
Molecule: messenger RNA, 2049 nt
Organism: Auxenochlorella protothecoides
Lineage: Eukaryota; Viridiplantae; Chlorophyta; Trebouxiophyceae; Chlorellales; Chlorellaceae
Product: Importin-11
Exons: 9
Coding region: 1-2049 (682 amino acids)
Biological process (GO): protein import into nucleus
Cellular component (GO): cytosol; nuclear envelope
Source: RefSeq, a predicted model, not a curated record